Messenger RNA from Acytostelium subglobosum LB1, 894 nucleotides. RefSeq lists its product as hypothetical. The transcript has 3 exons. The record is from RefSeq and is a predicted model, not a curated record. The coding region runs from base 1 to 894 and encodes 297 amino acids. NCBI's taxonomy places the organism in Eukaryota, Evosea, Eumycetozoa, Acytosteliales, Acytosteliaceae.
AUGGCUGCUCCAUCAGAUUUGACAAAGGUGUAUGCCCUGUGGCAUUGUGGUGCCGAUGGAUGCAUGUGGAACGAAGCCGUAGAUAACUCCUACUUUGAUUGGAUCGUCAACCGUGGUGAUGGCCAGCCCACCGCCAACUUGAUCAUCUUCUCAUUCCUCAACCCAGUGAAUGUGCUCAGCUCAGGUGUCCAGGCCGUGCCCGCCGGUCUCACCCCAUCAAUGAUUCAGUACCUCCAAUCCAAUGGCAUCUCGGUCAUGUUCUCGAUCGGUGGCGAGGAGUGGUCGAGCGAGUGGGACCAAGCACUGGGCCAAGAUCCCGUCACUCUCGGUAAGAAUGCCGCUGCCAUCGCACAGCAGUUUGGCGUUGGCAUUGAGAUUGAUUACGAGAGCGAGCAAUCCACUCCACUUCUCGACCAGUUUGUCAAGGCCUACCGUUCAGUCCUGCCAAUGGACAACUCUACUUCCGCCACUGAUAGCUCACUCCUCACUGUUGACACUGGAUCUGGAACUGGAUACUUGACAUCAGUCUCGCAGUGGGCAUCAACUUGGUUGGAGGAGGGUCUCAUCAACUGGAUCAACGCAAUGGUCGCAGGUGGACCAUACGGAUCAAUCGGUGAGGCCACUCAGUAUUGGGAUGAGCAUCUCCAGGGUACAUCAUGGGCCAACAUACCACCAAUGAACCCAGAGCAUUUGGUUGUAAGCCUUUACAGUUGUGAUGGAUCGGCCAACUGCAAUGCUUACCCGGGAUCAGUGCUACAGGGUGCCGUUGGUUGGGUGCAACAACAAAACACUCGUGGUAUCAGCUUCUGGGUUGGUGGAUGCGUCAGUCCAACAGUAUGCUGCAACAACUGUCCAGGUAUUCAACAAGGAUCUGAGGCACUUAUCUCCAACUAA